AUGUCCAGUGCAGCGUCCUCUGAUGAGACUAGCUGGCGUCGAAAGCUAGGAGGAUUCCUGGAGAAUGAUCGCACCCAUUUGGCGGUACUGGGUCUGACCCUUUUGGAUACCACAUUCGUCAUGGUACAGAUUAUCUAUACUUUCUUUCAUGAAUGCAACAGCGGAAGUGAGCCGCUGCACUUUUCUAUAGCCAAGCAUUGGUUCUCGGAUGUGCUUGAGUGGGCCGAAAUUAUCAGUACGGGCAUUACUUGUUUGUUCAUGCUGGAAUGUCUUUUAUGCUUGGUCGCCUUUGGGCCCAAGUAUUAUCUUCCCGGUUGGCCGCACUGGAUGCUUCACAUAUUUGAUAUUACUGUGGUUACUGCCACGUUUGUUAUGGAAAUCAUUCUUCGCGGAAAAGAACGUGAAGUCGCAGGACUUCUUAUCAUUCUUCGUUUAUGGCGUGUUGUGAAAGUAACUGAAGCGGUCGCCAUGGGAGUCAGCUUUUCGAAUCAUGAAAGGAACGAAGCUCUCAAAGAUGAAUUAGAAAAGAGUCGCCAUGCUUGUGAAGCACUUGAGAAGGAGCUGGCGAAAGAACGGCGACAACGUCAGCUGCUGGAAGAGCAAAUACAGCAGCAAGCGCAAGCGUCUUCUUAA
This is a messenger RNA of Radiomyces spectabilis, 633 nucleotides long. RefSeq lists its product as uncharacterized. Gene Ontology annotation, molecular function: voltage-gated proton channel activity. Gene Ontology annotation, cellular component: plasma membrane. NCBI's taxonomy places the organism in Eukaryota, Fungi, Mucoromycota, Mucoromycetes, Mucorales, Radiomycetaceae. Gene Ontology annotation, biological process: proton transmembrane transport. The coding region runs from base 1 to 633 and encodes 210 amino acids. The record is from RefSeq and is a predicted model, not a curated record. The transcript has 3 exons.